AAAAUAUCGCACCCGCUCCUCCCUGGCCCGUCGUUCUGGCCCGUCUUUCCGGCCCAACCACUGUCCGUCUCGGCUCCCUUUCGACCGGCACCGCGUCCACCUCUCCUUCCUCAGCCCGCCAUGAAGCUGUCCCUCUUGUCUCUGGCUCCCAGCUUCGCCACCAUCUGGGUCGGCCUCCUGGCUCCCUCCUCCGUUCAAGCCCAGGCCACCAACAUCUCUGCAGCCCUCACAGACCUGUGUUCGCAGAUGCCCGGCAUGCCUGGCUGCACCCUGAUGAACCUGUGUGCCCAGAACAGCAACGCCAUCGCCAGCCCGUACUGCUCGUCGCAGUCGCUGUUCACCGACAUCUGCGUCACUGACGGCAUGGGUCGCAUGUCUGGCUGCUCCUCCUACAACUCGACCUGUUCCUCCCAGACGUCUUCCUGCGUUUCGCCCUCUGGGAUGCCCACCAGCCAGGGUCUGGCCCAGCAGAUCUACUCCAUCUGCACCUCCAUGUCCAUGACCAGCUGCCAGGCGUGCCCGACCCUGUCCCAGCCAAAGUCCUCGCCCCCGAGCUACUCGGACUGCGACAUGUUCACCACCUACUUCAAUCUGUGCAAGGAGAUGCCUGGCAUGCAGCAGUGCGCCAUCUAUUCCUCAUUCUGUUCCGCCCAUCCCGAGUUCACCCUCUGCCAGGUCUCCACCGCCCUUGACCCGCCCACGAUGAAGAUGUACUUCCACACCGGCAUCCUGGACUAUGUCCUCUUUGAGUCGUGGGUGCCCAGAACAACUCUGCAGUACAUUGGCUACAUCGUCGCCACGCUCCUGGUAAGCUUUGUGUACGAGGGCAUCGUCGCCUACUCUCAGGUCUUGGAGAGCCAAUGGAACCACCAGCUUCUGAAGGCCAAAGGCGCCUUUGAUCAAGAGCACUCGGUUUCCGCCAAGGGGCUGUCCGGAAUCCAAAAGACCCGCAUCACCCUCGUCCGCGGUGGACUGCGCUUCCUCACCACGACCCUCGGUUACUCCAUCAUGCUCAUCACCAUGACCUUCAACUACGGCCUGUUCUUUGCUGUCAUCUUUGGCCUCGUUUUUGGUACCAUGGUCUUUGGGCAGUGGAGCAAGGAGGCCAUCACCAACCAGAGAAUCCGCUUCUCCCAAGAGGCCAAGACCCAGUUCACGCUCACCUCGCUUCAGCAGGAGGACAUCUCGGGCGACGACCAUGCCUGCUGCCACUGAGCCCAGACGCCGAAGGAUACCUGAUCAUUCGUGCUACACCUGUCUUACCCCCCUUUCCUUGACCACUCGACCAAAGACUCGAUUAUGGUGCUGUGAUAUGAACCCCUUCCAUAAGUACCUUUGCCUCACUCCUUUACAACUUCCCAAAGCCAUCUCCUCGCUUCCCCCGCUUUCCCACUCUUCCGUGGCCACGUUUCCGUUCUUACCACCGUUUCCCACACCCUUAAGCGCACUCGAUGAGUCGCCGAGUGUCUGCCAGCUCGCCAGCGACACAGAUGCUGGUUUCGGUGAAUGCCGAGUAGCCGAAGGGUGAAUAAAACUUUUCGAUAUGGCUGGAUUGGCGGUGGUCCUUGAUCCCACGAAAUCCUCAUAUGUGCAACCGAUGCAGCUCCUCUCAAAAUACAUCGC
Polychytrium aggregatum is the source of this 1623-nucleotide messenger RNA. RefSeq names its product Ctr copper transporter family-domain-containing protein. NCBI's taxonomy places the organism in Eukaryota, Fungi, Chytridiomycota, Chytridiomycetes, Polychytriales. Bases 121 to 1215 code for a protein of 364 amino acids. The transcript has 3 exons. Gene Ontology annotation, cellular component: membrane. The record is from RefSeq and is a predicted model, not a curated record. Gene Ontology annotation, biological process: copper ion transmembrane transport. Gene Ontology annotation, molecular function: copper ion transmembrane transporter activity.